AGCGCCAGCAGGUCUAAUCAGAAUCAGUCUGUGGAAACUUUUCGUGCCGUGCACUUUGUGGAACGGAACGGAUAAUAUAAUAUUUUUCCCUUUAGCGCGAGCUCUAAAAAGUAAGAGAACGUGUGUGACAGAGAGGGUGCGAGGGAGAGGGCACGAGAGUGUGCGAUAGAAAGACAGUGAAAAUCUGUGCGUGUACGAGAAAUCGAUAACAGCAGCUGAAGUGACAAAAUAAGAAGAGGAAGAUAAAAAGCGGGUGUGUGUGGGUGUCGGCAAAUGGAUUUGAUUUAAUGGAAAAGCCAAUAAGGAAAAUGCAACAGAGAGAAAAAUCUUGAAGUAGCAACGCAAUUGCAAUUGUACGUAAAAAAUAUAAAAUUUCGAAAAAAAAAAAACAAAAGAAAAAAGAAAAAUUCCCUUCCACAUGUACAUGAGUGAAAAUUUUGUAAACACAAAUGGUUUAGUGUGCGUGCGUGUUAUUCUCGCCGCGUAUUGGAAUUUUCGUCGUGCGGCGAAUAUGCGCCCGCGCAAAAGUAGAAAGUUUGUUUGUUGGCCUCUCUCGCCGCGGCGAAUAGAUACAAAUUUGUGCGCUCUCGCUUCAACGGCGAAUUGAGCGCAAGUGGCAGUUGGGAUUUCUCGAAUUGGAUUUCAGUUGAACUCUGGACGCGGCCGCGGAAAAAUCGUUUCGCCAGUGUUGUUACUUCGAAUUAUUUCGUACAUUUUCGUCCAUGUUUUCGUCUUUUUUUACCCAAGAUAACGAAAAGAGGCUACUAAGUGUUAGGAUUGAGUAAGAAGGCAGGAAGAUGCACCUGCAAAUCACGCACAAACCGGAAGAAUCGCAUUCGGAUAUGGAGACCACAUCCCCAGCAUCGCGGGAUAUCCGGCAGUUUCACGAUCUGAUCACCUGUCGACUAUGUCGCGGCUAUAUGAUCGAUCCAACAACAGUGGAUUAUUGUUAUCAUACGUAUUGCCGAAGUUGCAUACUCAAACACCUUUUGCGGACGGUCUACUGUCCGGACUGUAAGGCCAGUGGAGGCAAAGAAAUCACCGAAUUAAAUCUCAAAUCGGACGAUACGUUGCGAUCGUUGAUCUAUAAGUUAGUACCAGGCCUCUAUCAAAGGGAAUGCAAGCAGUUGGCGGACUUUGAAGAGCAGCAUGAGGAUCUGGUAGAUAAAGAAACGAAACACGAACAGGAGUUCUUCACCAGCACGGAACUUGUGAGCUUAUCCCUGGAAUACCAUCCCGCCAUGCUGCAUCAAUGUGGUCCUGGCGAGGUUCCACCCAAAAUUUACCUGCAAUGUGCCGCUGGGUUGCGAGUGGAGUUACUGAAACGGUUACUCUGCUCCAAAUAUAACAUCGACCCGGAAAACAAGUUGGUGGAAGUCGAGGUUACCUAUGAAGAUGAGGUUCUGCCCUCCAGGUUAACCUUGAUGGAUGUGGGAUAUUCUUAUAAUUGGAGUCGGCAAUCGCCCAUGGCCUUCUGCUACCGGAUUCUGCUUUACGAGAGUGAGCGAGCAAAAAACGAUGAGAACAACCUAUCCAGGAUUAACCAGGACAUUGAACCGGAGCACUCGAUGCGUCGCUCCAAGUCGGCCAAAUCAGUGACCUUUGCCGAGGAUUUGGAAUCUGAAAUGGAUUCCGUUUCACCGCGUUCCAAGGUGCGAAGUAAGACCUCACCGAAGGUGUCACCCUCGUCGAAAAACAAGCGAGUGUCCACGAGUAAACGGGAACCGGAACCGGAAAGUCCGGUCAGCACGUUCAAGAGUCUACGGAGCAACGAUAUGCGCUAUAGUGACUAUGCCGUAUCCAAAGUUAAGAGUGAACCGGAACAGGAGAUGGAUCUAUUGCCGCGGGAACGGGAACAACAGCCACUGGAGGCCAACACGAAUAUUGUGGUCAGCAUUCCUCCAUCGCAGUUGGGCAAAUCCUAUGGAGAUGCCGAGGAUUUCGAAUUGAAGACGGCAAAUCGAAAGGGAGUUGGUCAUUUGCCAAAGUUGAAGAUCGAACUGAAUAGUAUGAAGAGCAAGCUGAGUAUGCCCAUGUCGGCGGGACCGCGUCUGGAGGAUACCUGCUCGGCCAUCUCCCUGACUUCUUCGGCCCAACAACUUGAUCUGGAGACAUAUGCCAAGAAUAUUGGCCUAAAGCCCAUUGAACAGCCCUUGGCUCAAAGUGUUUGCCAUGUGACUGAUAGCAAAUACAGUCCCAAUGCCUCGCCCAUGUCCUCCUGUUCCAGUUCCACGAAUGGUUCCAGUUCUAGUUUGGGUACUGCUGAUGCCAGUACAUCGACCAGCUCAUCCAGUUCCCAUCGCAAGCGCAAAAAGAAGCACUCCAAGGAGCCCAAGGAUGCGAAUGGUAAGCGCAAGAAGUUGCAUGCAGAAAUCUCCUCGCAAACCGAUGGCAAGAUGAAGAUGAAGAUCACGGCCAAACCCAAUCAUAAGUUGGAUUUGAAGAGAUCGCAUUCGCUGGCCAGUGGAGAGCUGGCGUUGCAGCAACUGAAACUGGACAGUGGCAGCAACAGCACUUCGGAGGCUCUGAAUCGUACUUUGGGUGAAGAGGCAAGGAGUAUAAGCAGCCUAGUUGUGGGUGGAGCACCCACGCCACCGCCCACACCCACCACAGAACCAGAGCAGCAGCAACAACAACAGCAGGUUGUGUUACCUGCCAAAGCCAAGGACAUAACCCUGCCCACUUCGCCUCCUUUACCACCCAGCUUGUUCAAGGCCUUUACACCCAGCACAACACCAACUGUUCCACAAACUGUGGCAGGAAAACAACCCAAACAGCAGCAACUGCAACAGCUAACUCCGCAGCAACAUCAUCAAGCUGUUGUACAGCAAAGCCUAACUAAAACCAACCUCGCUAAACCGCCAUUGAGCAGCAAUAAUAAUCGCAAGCCAAACAACAGUGGACACUUUGUGGUGCCACAAGCGCCAACCAACCGGAAUAUGUACAACAUGCAACGCUACCUGUCCACGCCGAGUUCCAUAGCCAGUGCGGCCAACAAGCAGCCAAAGCGUUCCAUGUCCCUGGACGAAACGCAUCCGGCCAAACAGGCGAGAUUGAAUCAGGCUCAGGCCAUGGCCAGUUAUACGGCCAAAUUGCAUAUGCAGAAUAUUAACCAGGCCAAAACGCAAGCAGCUGCGUUUCUACCCAAUCCUCAGAUGAGAUCUUAUGGUCCUGAAAUGGCCAAUAAGUUGCCGCUAUUAUGUCCCGCCAACUUAAGUCUUAGCCUGCCCAAUUCGGCUCAAGUGACGAUUACACCAAGGCCGAGAACCACGCCAACUGGUUAUAGUUUUCCCGAACCCAAUAGCCAUGUGCCUGCCUUGGAAAUUGUACGAUUACCGGCAAAUAAGCAAAAUAUUGGUGGUAAGAACCUAACGAUGCCACCGCUAAGCCCGCCGGCAACGUCCAGUACGAAUCGCCUGAUGGGACCACCAGCGGCAUUGCCCAAACAUUGUCCAACAUAUAGUGCUGCGGCGAAGAGGACUAACAGCCAGUCACCGCCAAUGCCAAUGCCUUUGCCGAUGCCUAUGACCACGAUUCCAACGAUUGUCAAGUCGCCGCCACUGUCAGUUGCACUUAGUGGCCAAAGGAGCAACAAGAGCAACUCCAGCAACUCCAGUGCUUAUCGCACAUCACCGCCUGCAUUAAUAAAUCUGCGCAACAGCAACAGCGCUCCACACUCGUUUCCAUCAAAGUCGAGCCCAAAGGUUGAAGCCAAUUCAAAGAAAUCCCCGCCAGCAACCGGAGCAGCAGCGGCAGCUGUCUGCCAAGGCAAAACCAAUGGCACUGCCGCAUUGGACAAGUCCAAAACGAGUUUGCGCGAGUUUCGGCCAGCAGUUCAAGCGGCGUCAGCGGCGGCAGCGGCUGUGGCUGGAACAGGAGUAAACACGACCAAGGAUGCUGAUAUACUUGAUUUAUCAGCUAAUACGGGAAGGAGCAACAACAACAACAACAACAACACUACCGCCAAAUUGGCGCCCACAUCACCGCCCGCUGGCAGCAUCAACAACAACAAUAACAACAACAACAACAGUACGAGCAACAGUCUGGAGGCAGCCUUAAACAAAAUCAAACAGAAUAUAUCCGCCAACAGCAAUGGUGGACCACCACCAACCACCACCACCACGGCCGCCGCUGCCGCAUCGGGAAAUUCCAAUGGCAAUGGCAAUGGCAACGGCGAUGAUCUGCAGAAUCUCCAUAUGCUAUCGGAAUCUGCAACGGCCAGGGAAAAGAUCUCCAUAAAGACAGCUAGCAGUAGUACUAACAAUGGUAAUGGCAGCAUCACUAGCACUGCUAGCACUACUAGCACCACCAGCAGUAAACCCAAGAAUGCCAAUGCCUUGGUGAGGCCACAAAACGCUUCGGUCAGAAGCAUACCCAAUCCCUCAGCUUUAGCUUUUCGUAAUCAGCCAGCGACCAUCACAAAACCUCUAACUGUUCGAGCUGAGGAAAAGCCAAAGGUAACCAGCAGUAAUCCAGGAUUACUAAGCCCAACCAGCAGCAGCAGUGGUAGUAGCAGUAGCACAAAUAGCAAUUCGGGAUGCAGUGCAGCCACAUCGCCGCGGGCCAUGACCAAGAAACCAACGACCAUUGAUCAAGUGGCGGCCAAUUUGAAUAUUCGUGCCGAGGCCAAGGCAGCUGCUUUGGCCGAGGAGGCGCCACCAGUUCUCAGUUCCAAUGCAGCCAAGUCUCCGGAAUUGGCCAAAACAACGCCGACGCCGACAACGACGACGACGACGAACGUUUCGAGAACGGAACCCAAGGAGACGGCUAUUACCGUUUCGGCGGCCAGUACAUUGCUGCCCAUGCCUUCCGGCGUUUCCAGUGUGUCCGGCGGAGUACCGGAAUCGCUGGCCAAGCCGCCCGUGCAGAUUGCCAAUGCUCCGGUGGCGAGUUCCGCUUAGUCACAAGCGUUUCUUUGGCUGUGCGGAACGCAAAUGUAUCUUGUGGCGCCGCUGGAGAAUCUACAAAACACCAACAACAACAACAAUUGAGGUGAUGGACAAAAUGAAAUGUAAGCAAGAAAGCACAAAUUAGCCAAACCUCGCUCCCGAAAGAAAAAGUGCAAUUUAAUUAAACCGUAGAAAGGAGAUCGUAAGCCUUAGAAAUUAACCCGAAAUACACUCAAAGCUAAGCAAUAUCUACAAAGGCCAGCAGAUAGAUAUACUAUAUCUGUUCGUUGGGGAAACCGCAUCAUUUGCAUAUAUUUGCAAUCGAAUUAGUACGCGACUAAAUAAAUAAUCCAAGCAAAAUUUCAAAAAUGCCAGCAACAAAAAAGCAUUAAUAAAUAAUCCAAGAGAGAGAGAGAGAGAAGCGAAUAAUAAUCAAAAGCGCUGGCGUUUGUUGGCAUUUUUGAAAGCGGCAGCAACAACAAAAAUUAAUUAUAAAAUAUCAACAGCAAAUAUGUGUUAAACCGAGAUAAGGUCGAAAGUCUCUCAAACACAGAUACAAACAAACACAAACAAACACAAAACGCAUGCCUUUAAUAGAUAGAUCUUCGUUUGGCUUUGUUGCUUUGGUUUUUUGGGGGAAAGUCCAGCAGCCAAAAAAACAAACAAAAAACCAUAAUAAUAAAUAGCAAAAUUAUUUUCUAAACUGCGAUAGUAAAAACCGAAAAAACCACAAAGAAAAAAAACUGAUAGGAAAAGCGGAAAUCGCAUCGGGAAUAUUUGAUUACACACGCAGACACAUUGAAAAGUGUUUGGCCCCGCACAACACCCUUCGGGAAAAACUGGCACGAAGUGUGAAAAUUUGAUGGUGGUGGUGGUUAGCUAGCUAGCUGGCUGGUUAGAUUGUUCAGAGGAAUACUACCUACUUGCCUAUAGUAAAAGAUACAUCUAACCGAUACCCGAUACACACUCACGUUCUUCAACGGGCGAUAAAAUUUUAACGAUUUUGCGCCGCUUUGAGCGAGCGUGUCAGGCAUAAAGAUACAAAAACAAUACAUAUAUAUUAUUGUAUAAACAAAAGCAAACAAAAGCGGAAUAAUAAGAAAAUAACACUGGCACAUAUGCGUAUAUUUCUAUACAUAUAACCCAAUAUAGAUACAUAUACAUAUGCAUAUAUAUAUCUUGUAGAUACUUUUUUCGUAUUAGUUACGUUUAAUUGCAGCACGAAUUUUGUACAUAAAUUUCAAAUCGAAGCCCUGGCAAAAACAGCACUUGGAAAUGAAUUUUAAUUUUUAGAGCUUCGACCAAAUGAGAUACUAUAUAUAUAUACUAUAUACUAUAUAUAUAAUACACAAACACACACCCACACACAGAGAUAUUGAUAUACUCCUUCUUAUAUUUACGAUAUUCGUACACUGGACAAAAAGGCUUUAGGUUGUCGUACAUUUAUUCUCUUCUUGCUCUUAGCUGAUAUUCUUUUUGUUUUUGUUAUUAAUAAUAUUACAUAAUAUAUAUAUUAACUGUACAUACUUUAAGCCAAGAAAGAAUUAUAAAGUUUAUAUGAGGGAGAGAAAGGGAAACGAACAUUAGUUUCUUAGAGGAAUAGCUGGAUGGUGUGUAGCAUAUACAUGGUGGUAGAUCCACCCUUAUAUCAUUUUUUGAAACCCUCUCCCCCCUGCUGCCUGCUUUUUAACAGCAUCCCUCUUGAUCGACGGGAAAUUAACAUAAUUUCCAGGCAAUCAAACAAAUUGAAUGGCCUGCGGAUCGACCUCCAGCUAUUCCAAUAACUCUAACUCGACUCCUGAUUGUUGUAUAUUUAUUUAUUCCUAUUAUUGAGAUAUACAUAUAUACUAUAUAUAUAUAUAUCUAGUUGUAUAUGUAAGAGGAAGCGCUCGUCUCUUAUUUAAGCCAAUAUUGUACUGUUCGGACACCUUAACUAAACUAAAAACCUAAACAAUACUUAAAAUAUAAAGCAUAUAUGUUUAGAAAUCUGAUUGUAUGCACGUCUCUGUAUGUAAUAUUGUUAGAAAAACCCCUCGAAAUGUAAUCCAAAAUACACAUACACACACACACACACCCUCACACACACUAAGUUAAAUUAGCUGAUUUUCGAAAACAAUAAAAAAACAUGAAAAUGGAACACAGUGUAUAACAA
Drosophila eugracilis is the source of this 7041-nucleotide messenger RNA. RefSeq names its product protein suppressor 2 of zeste (gene Su(z)2). The transcript has 6 exons. Bases 798 to 4901 code for a protein of 1367 amino acids. Gene Ontology annotation, cellular component: PRC1 complex. Gene Ontology annotation, biological process: negative regulation of transcription by RNA polymerase II. NCBI's taxonomy places the organism in Eukaryota, Metazoa, Arthropoda, Insecta, Diptera, Drosophilidae. The record is from RefSeq and is a predicted model, not a curated record. Gene Ontology annotation, molecular function: promoter-specific chromatin binding; metal ion binding.